Molecule: messenger RNA, 423 nt
Organism: Aspergillus welwitschiae
Lineage: Eukaryota; Fungi; Ascomycota; Eurotiomycetes; Eurotiales; Aspergillaceae
Product: GFA family protein
Exons: 4
Coding region: 1-423 (140 amino acids)
Molecular function (GO): carbon-sulfur lyase activity
Source: RefSeq, a predicted model, not a curated record
AUGCAAUCCUACCCUGGUUCCUGCUUCUGUCACAAAAUCACCUAUAACCUCAACCUCUCGUCUCCCGACGAUGCCCGCACGUCCCUCUGUCAUUGCAGCAGCUGCAAGAAAGCUUUCGGAACAAACUACGGUCUAACCGCCAAGGUCCCCAAAGAUGCCCUUCAGAUCACAUCCGGUAAGCUUAAGGAAUACGUGGGUGAUAAUGGGUCCGGAAGUAUAAUACAUCGGGAGUUUUGUGGGGAUUGUGGGAGCUAUAUUUGCGAGUAUGGGGAUGCUGUCAAGAAUGAUUUCCGGUAUAUUUGUGUAGGGACAUUGGAUGAUCCGGAAGUGUUGCCGCCGAAGGGAGAGUUUUUCUGUCAGAGUAGGGUUCGUUGGAUGCCGGAGAUUCCGGAUGUUUUUCACAAAAGCAAGAUCAAGGAGUAA